Molecule: messenger RNA, 1392 nt
Organism: Cylicocyclus nassatus
Lineage: Eukaryota; Metazoa; Nematoda; Chromadorea; Rhabditida; Strongylidae
Source: the annotation of a GenBank genome assembly
AUGACGGAAAUCAAAGAAGUGAAGAACGACAAGGAAGAAGAUUCUGCAUGGUGGGACACUGCUAAGAGUGAGAAUGCUUGGUGGCACUCGAUUGUAAAAGCCAUUAUAACUGCUGGACCAGUAAUGUUGUCAAAGUUUGUCUCUGUGUCAGGUUACAACUCUACUCAAUUAAAUACAUACAUAUACACCUUUUAUGUUCCAUACCAUGUCGCGUUUGUUAUGGAUGGAAACAGGCGAUUUGCACGGUCUCAUCAUCUCGGACGUGUGAUUCGUGGUCAUGAAAAGGGCUUUCAGCAACUUGCUAAGGUACUGGAAUGGUGUCAGGAUCUUGGCGUGCGUGAGGUCACGGUCUAUGCCUUCAGCAUAGAGAAUUUUAAGCGCAGUUCUGAAGAAGUGAAUGGCCUCAUGCACUUGGCGGAGAAGAUGUUUGCAAAGCUCCUGGCAGAAAGAGAUAAACUCGAAGAAAAACAGAUUGCAUUUCGCUUCUUUGGUAACAUAGCAAUGUUGCCCGCGAAACUGCGCAAGCUUAUUGCACAGAUUCAACUCAGAACGAAAGACUACGACAGGGGUACCGUGAACGUUUGUAUGCCAUAUACAUCAACUGACGAGAUCGCACGAGCUUUCGAGCUGAUUCGAAAAGGAAGGCAAAAGGGAUUACUGGAAGAGAACCAGAUCUCUGAAUGGCUGGUGUCUCGCUGUCUUGACAGCCGACUGGGAACCGAUCCCAAUAUGCUCAUACGCACUAGUGGAGAAAAGCGUUUGAGCGAUUUUCUUUUGUGGCAGUGCAUCUCCAGUCAUUUAUACUUCGAUGAAGUCUUAUGGCCAGAUUUCAACUACUGGCAUUUGUGUAAAGCAAUACUCUCGUACCAGUAUCACUCCAGUUCUAUACAGGAAAUAAGACGAAAUCAUGAAGCAAGGGAACCAUCAAACGAAGAACAGUUGGCAUUACAACCAUUUCUCAAGUAUGUAGAUGAUCUGCAUUUUUCAACACUGCAAGAAUACGCAAACCUUGAGGUUUGAGAAAAAAUUGGGCUGUCAUCGUCAUAUGAGUCCUUUCAAAUCUUCCACAUUACUUGUGUAACGUUCUUUCUAUAAUUUUCCCCAUCCUGCCUUGAUCUAUGAGUCGUAAGCUUACAUUCCUAGAACAGUCUUAUUUACGGUUAUGAUAAGUUGCCCUCUUGCCCUAUCAGUUCUUUCCAAAUUGAAAAGUUAUUGGUAACUUUCGUGCUUUUAUAGCAGUUUUAUAGCAGCCAUGGUUGUGAGGAAACUUUGGUGAGGUUAGGUAGAAACAUAUUGCAAUGAGUAAAUAUUAGAGACAGACUUAUUGGAUGUAGAACUUCGUGGGCUUUGCACAAUAGAUGGUGAAAAUAACACAAAGGUUUUGUAUACUCU